This is a messenger RNA of Oreochromis aureus, 4807 nucleotides long. RefSeq names its product TSEN34 tRNA splicing endonuclease subunit (gene tsen34). Gene Ontology annotation, biological process: tRNA-type intron splice site recognition and cleavage; tRNA splicing, via endonucleolytic cleavage and ligation. The coding region runs from base 3458 to 4330 and encodes 290 amino acids. Gene Ontology annotation, cellular component: tRNA-intron endonuclease complex. The record is from RefSeq and is a predicted model, not a curated record. NCBI's taxonomy places the organism in Eukaryota, Metazoa, Chordata, Actinopteri, Cichliformes, Cichlidae. The transcript has 5 exons. Gene Ontology annotation, molecular function: nucleic acid binding; tRNA-intron lyase activity.
CCAAACUGGAAGCUGGCUCCAGGUGACCCGGGUCACAUGACCUGGACCUGAGUCCGUCGGUGCAUCUUUGUGCUCAUCAUGGCAGCUGCAGCUGCUUCAUGUGAUGUAUGGUUACGUGUCCAGUGGUGACGUCUGGCUGGAAACUUCGCUGAACCCUAAUGAGCACCUCAGAACCAAUCACAGACCUCCGUUCACAGCAUGGAGUUUUGUUUGCUUUUAAAUAAAACUCGGAGCUGCUGCAGGUGAGUCGCUCUGAUCGAACACUCGAAAGGAAACGACGUCAUCGGAGGCCAAUUCUGACCAAUCAUGUCAGAGUCGCUCAGUGGAGGAGCUGUGUGUGCGUGUGUGUGCGUGCGGUUCAUCCACAGCAGCAAUCCCAGCGACAGCUCAGGCAUCAUGUUCUCUGUCAUACGUGUGCUGUUCCUGCCUGUAUGUAUAUGAGCCGGCCAUCAUCACCAGUUCUUUGAUAGAAUGUAAUAAAAAUCACUCAGAACUCAGACGUGUGGAAAAAUGGUGUGUGUGUUGGAUGUAGAUGCUGAUGUUCCUUCUGUGGUCGGGAUUAGAAGCUGCACCGCUUCCGUCCAUCCAACAGUUACCAGUUUGGGACUCACAGUAACGUUUGCUCCCAGCAGCACAGCAAAGCCGAUCCUCAGGUUUGUGAGACAGAAGGAAAGAAAAGCAAAGACGCUGUGUCUCAUUUAUCGAGAGCAUCCGCCACAGGACCGCACACGUCUUUGAAACACUACAAACAUCCCAGUUUAUUGAAGCAGCAUCUGAUCCACGAGGUUAGCAUCAUAUUUGAGCAGAAGUUCAGUCAAAGUAAAGCCGACAGCCGCUCCUCAGGUCAUGGUCUCCUCCUCUAGGUGGCGCUGGAAAUUGUGUUCAGUAUCACUAAGUGAUUAAAGUGGGCCAGGCGACCUCGGUCCAGCUCCCUGAUCCUCUGUUCAGUUUGCUGAUGGUUUUACACACACGAGCUCCACCAUGAGGGCAGCUCAUUGUUUAUACAGGCAGGUCCACAGGUAUUUGGACGCAGACGGUUUUCUAAUGUUGGACCUGAAACUGAAUCUUCCAGGAAACAGAUGCAGGUGAAGUGCAGACGUUCAGCUUUGACUCAGUGAGUUAAACACAGACUGCAGAAAACUGUGAGGAGCUACAGACUUCCUAACACAACGCCGUCAUUUCAGGGCUCUAAGGUAAAUGAAGAUAAGUGAAAAUAAAACGUUCAUUUUAACACUUGGUUGCAAACCCUCUCCCGACACUGACAGCUCAUGGACGUCACCACGUGCUGCUUUGCUCUUUAAUGCGCUGCCACCUUUACUGCAGUGGCUCAAAGCUGCUGUUUGUUUGUGGACAUUUCUGUCUUCAACCAGUGAAAUGCUCGGUGGCUUCGUCGGUCUCUCCUGCACCGACAAAAACCAUCUGCUUCAUUAAGAUGAAAUAAAGUUGUUUAGUCAACGAUAAUCUUUGUUGUAUAACUGCACAACUUUCAUACCAACAUGAUUUGUGUGUUUGUCACCUCAUGUUAAAAUAACACCAAGUGUUUGUUUACAUUUACACCUGUUAUAUUGACUUUAUGUUAAACUGAUAUCACGAUUUUAUCAGAAGAAUUAUUUAUUCUGUCAAGCUGCUGUUUAACAUGUUUGCAGUGAAUGGAUUUUCUACAUGCUCUAAGAAACACCUUAAAAACAGUAAGACAAUAAACACAAACACUUCUUUAACCAGUUAUCUGUGUGUCCAGCUGCACUUGAACUUAGUGUCUAAUAAACUGAAAAACAGCAGCAGGUGUCCCAGAGUUUACCAAAGGACAGCCCGGUGUCCUCUGGUUGGUCACUGUCGUGCCCUCAGUGGAUCCUUGGGUGUGAAACGAGUGUUUCUGCAUCAAAGCCAAGCUGAGGAACAUUAGGCUGUGUCAGAGUCGUGACACGUCCACAGGACUCCAUCCACUGAAGAGGAGUUCAGCAGUUUCCAAGCAUCGGAUCCAAAAGCCGAAGCUUGAGGUUGGUGUUGUCGACGCGGCGUCUGUGUGGAGUCCAUCUCUGACGACUGAUGUCUUCAAGGAUCAGACAUCAGGUGUGUUUAUCAGAUCAAAACAUGUGUUACAUACUGCCGCCAUCAUCAUCAUCACAGAGCAUUUUUAUAACCACCAAAAACUGUGAUUUAACCCUCUGGAGUCCACGGACGCACCAGCGCGUCCAAACGACCUAUGACCCAUCAUGACCGUUUGCUGUUCUCUGUUCGUGGUCUGUGUUCAUUUUUACUUCUUACGCUGUUCGACUAAAAACACUUUCACAGGAAAGAGCAGGGAGCUCACGUGACCCGGCAGUUGCGCUGCUUCUUCCGGUCUGAGCGCUCGUGUUUCCGGUCCGCCCUCCUGCCGUCUGUGGAGGACAGCGACAGCCGCAGCAGUUUACGGCAGGUCGGGACCGGGCGCGUGCAGCAGGCGCUCCCUCGAGAGCUCGGUGAUCGGAUCAGCUGACGGACCGGAGAGCCGGAGUGAGCCUCGGAUCGGACCGUAAGUGCGCAUGCUCAGGCUGCUGGCUCCUCUGCUGUUUGUCGGCUCGGGGACUGUCACUACAGUCUGGGCCCAUCAGGGGUUGGAGUCCAGUCCUCGAGGGCCUGAAACCUUUACAGGUGUCCCUGCUGCAGCACACCUGAGUAACAUCAGCAGGUCAUUAGCAACACCUGACUGCACGCUCAGCCCCGAACCCUCCUCAAGUGUUAGUGUUUGGGAAAUGCCCCACGUUCACGCGUGACAUGAUGAUCGUCAUGUUACUCAGGUGUGCUGCAGCAGGGACACCUGUAAAGGUUUCCCCGAGGAGUUUGUGACUUAAUUGAUGACACAAUCAGCAGACGAUACAAGUUUCGGGCCAAAUUUCAUUUAGCUAUUAAAACACUUCACGUCUCCUACAGAGCAGCAGGUCUCUGUCUUCACAUCAAUAAAUGUGAGAUCUCAUUGUUCGGUAUCGUUCUCACUAAAGACCAACAAAGACGAGGCUCAUUAAACUUCAGUUUCAGUCGGUGCUCAUUGAGCUCGGUCUCUGAGAGGCUUCAGUACUCAUGCAGCGGGCAUCUCCAGGUGAGCUGUAGAGCUGGGAAUGGAUCCUUGACUCUUCAGCUUUGGAAGAAUCAAACUCAUUUUAUAAAGAAAUCUUCAAUGAUUAACUCUUAUGAGAACGCUGCUCUGACUUCCUUCCUCCUCUCUAAACAACACAUUUAUUAUUACUCAGCUUCCUACAAGCAUGUGUGAUGUCAUUCCUCUUCAUAUCCUGUCUAAAACUGGAGCUUUCAUUUCUUUGUCUGUAAUUCUGAUGUUGUUGAAACUGUGAUGAAGAGGUCAGAGCUCUGUUCCAGGAGGAUCCUGUUCCUAAGCACAUGCAGUCUUCUUCUGGAAUCGCCUCGUCUCUGGUAUUACCUGGAAGAAGGACGUGUCCUUUAAACGUGCCCACAGGUCGUCCUGAUGGAGGCGCUGUCCUGCGGGGAGCAGCAUCUGGGCUCUGAGGAAGAGGAGGCCGCCCCAGCUGUGGGAGUGAGUCUGUGUGACUCCACCCCGUUGGUGUGGAGGAUGCAGGACCUGAGGGCCGUUAGGGCUCGAGGCCUGGUGGGGGUGCUCCUGGGGUCGCUGCCCCGAACGCCCCGACAGAACGGGCGCCUGGGUCGACCGCUGCUGCUGCUGCCGGAGGAGGAGGGGCUGCUGAGGGAGCGCCGCGCUGCUGCAGCCCUACCAGACCGCUGCCAGCAGGAUGGCGGGGGGGCGGAGCUCCGUCAACAGUACGAGGAGGAGGAGCAGAGGAGCUUUGAGGAGCAGAGCGUCCUCGCACUGGAGGACAGGAAGUCGGCGCUGCUCCGAGCUAUGACAGGUGCAGAGUCCGGCGCUGCGAGUGCAGAUGAAGCCCUGCGGUGCCGCCUGCAGGCUCUGGACCAGAACUUCACCUUCCCGCAGUCAGCAAUGGCGGUCCAGCUGAGCACGGCGAGGGCGGGGCUAAGUUACUGUCCUGAAGCCCGAGCCUUCCUGCAGGCCUACGGGCCAACUGGGGCUGAGCCCCGCUGUGACAUCAGGUACCAGGUGUUCAGAGACCUGCGGGGGCGGGGCUUCUACCUAACCUCAGCGGGAAAGUUUGGAGGAGACUUCCUGGUGUAUCCAGGUGACCCUCUGCGGUUCCACGCUCACUUCAUCGCUGUUUGUGUGUCUUUGGAUGAGUCCGUGUGUCUGCUGGACGUCCUCGCCGUGGCUCGUCUGGGAUCCAACGUGAAGAAGACAGUCCUUCUGUGUUCACCGGGGCCGGACGCCAGCGUCUGCUACACGUCGCUUCAGUGGAGUGGGAUAGUUUAAACGCGGGGGACAGGAGAGACGGCGCCCGCCGGCCCAUGUUCAGGCGGGUCCGCGUCCUGCGUCUAAAACCUGUUUCUGUAACUCUGAGGCUGAAGAACAACUGCAGGAGGUCAUGUGACUGACAGGGCGGAGCAGGGCCGCGGCCUCUAAAGGACCAGUAAAGCGUGAUGGGUCUGCUCUUUGUUUCUCCGUGGCGAGCGUCACAAACACAGCUCUCUGCAGCUUUCAGACUCAUCCACACGAUUUCUCUGAUGAAGCCUGUCGUGGAGCCGAGUCCAGCUCUGAUCUCCGAGCCGUUCGACAACUUUGUCUUAAGGCAGCGUGCAGGAGGUGAAAGGACCCCGACAAACCCCGCCCACUUCUUUAUUUCUUUUUAUUAGUGACAGUGCGAGGAAACAAAGGACAGCUCUCCUUUUUUCAAAGAGUGUAUUUUCUCAGUGAGUCAUUGUGUUGAAAUAAAAGUGAUGUGGGUAUUGA